Cooperia oncophora is the source of this 414-nucleotide messenger RNA. The record is from the annotation of a GenBank genome assembly. NCBI's taxonomy places the organism in Eukaryota, Metazoa, Nematoda, Chromadorea, Rhabditida, Trichostrongylidae.
AUGCUCCGUUAUUCUUUACGAGGAGUUCCAUUGAUACGAAGAAAAGCUUUGCGUUCAUUGUCAACCCCAUCUGAACCCAGUGAUGACGACGCAAAACCUUGGCUUAAUCCAUGGAAGCGUGCGCUACCAGAGAGGACUUCCACAUUCACUUCGGUUGAAGAGGUCAAGAUUGACUGGUCCUAUAUUGAACGACUGAUGCCUCACGAAGUAGUUCCACCAUUGCCCGUUCACGAUUCCUAUCCAACUCCUAGUGGAUGGCAACCACCGCAAGAUCCCCCACCAAAUUUGCCAUAUUAUGUUCGAAGGAGGCGAGAUCACACAUUACCGCUUUACCUCAGCCGGAAGAAGGAUCUCCUCAAUGAAGUAACAUUAGAUAUCGAUCAUGUGGAACUCGUUAUUAUGAAAAGAAGUUGA